Euleptes europaea (tarantolino) is the source of this 1007-nucleotide messenger RNA. RefSeq names its product RAB24, member RAS oncogene family (gene RAB24). Gene Ontology annotation, molecular function: GTP binding; GTPase activity. The record is from RefSeq and is a predicted model, not a curated record. Bases 34 to 648 code for a protein of 204 amino acids. The transcript has 8 exons. NCBI's taxonomy places the organism in Eukaryota, Metazoa, Chordata, Lepidosauria, Squamata, Sphaerodactylidae.
UAACGGGGAACUCUUUGCUGCAAGGGCAGGAGAAUGAGUGGGCAGCGUGUGGAUGCCAAAGUUGUGAUGCUGGGCAAAGAAUACGUGGGCAAGACCAGCUUGGUGGAAAGAUAUGUUCAUAACCGCUUCCUCGUGGGUCCCUACCAGAAUACAAUAGGUGCUGCAUUUGUGGCCAAAGUCAUGCCAGUGGGAGGCCGGACUGUGACGUUGGGGAUUUGGGAUACAGCUGGUUCGGAAAGGUAUGAGGCCAUGAGCCGGAUAUACUAUCGUGGGGCAAAAGCUGCCAUUGUGUGUUAUGAUCUUACUGAAAGCAGCAGUUUCCAGAGAGCAAAAUUCUGGGUGAACGAACUGCAGAACUUUGAGGAGAACUGCAGGAUCUAUUUGUGUGGCACAAAGAGUGACUUGUUGGAUGACGACAGGAGAAAAAGGGGAAUUGACUUCCAUGAUGCACAGGACUAUGCUGACGAUAUCAAAGCUGAGCUGUUUGAAACCUCCAGUAAGACAGGACAAAACGUAGACGAGCUCUUCAAGAAGGUAGCUGAAGACUACGUGCAGUUUAGUGCAUUUCAAGAAAUGACAGAGGAGAAAGGAGUAGAUCUGAGCCAGAAGAACACUCCCACCUACUUCUACAGCUGCUGCCAUCAUUGAAUUCUCUUUAAUUUGCCGAAAGCAGUGUUCCCUUCCUGGGUUUCCUUUGCAGUUCAUGCUCUUGAGAUGGUUCACAUCUUUUGUCGGCUACAUGGAACAUUUUGCCCAUUGGACAUGCAGAGCAUCACUGGCUGGCACCUCUUCUGGGAAGAGAGAGUGCAGCAGACCCAGGUUUUUUUUUGUUGCAUCUACCGCAAGACUUGUUGCCGAGAGACUGGGAUUGCCUUGUGACCUUCUCCCUUCCAGAGGCUUGCUAAAUUAUUGAAGUGUUCCAGGAAUUGUUUUUCACAACAGGCUUCAUUGCAGAAGACAGCCUGUGCUGACUUUGGUGGAUUCUGCCCUUUGGAAGGUGUUGCCUG